CUUGCUUUCCCUAAGUGAUGAUUGGAUCCCUGUCCAUUAUUUUUAUCUUUUUCCAUUAUAUUUUCCUUUUACGUCUUGCUAAUAAAAUUUAUUUUGUCAAAUUUCAGAUCCAGAAAUACGAUUGCACCAUUUGUGAUAAAGAGUUCUCACUCCCCAGCCAUUGUGAGAGGCAUAUAACGACCGUCCACUCCGGAUUCGGUCAUAAGUGCACCUCCUGUGGCAACACAUUUUCUAGAACGGAUCAAAAGCAUGGUUGUCCAGUGUCUUCAUUCCAACUAAUCAAAAAGGCAACUGGUACGUUCACUGGCGACGAGGCGAUUGAAUUCCAGACCUUCCAGAGGAACAGGUCGAAGUUCUGCAAUCCAGUUCAACGACCAGUCUGUUCUCAAUUAGGCAACACCAACCUCGCUAGAUCCAAGAGGACAGCCCAAUGCUUGGAGCCUCUUCCAAAGAAGAAGCGAUGCUAUGGACUCCCCCCAUCUGCUGGACCCUCACGUACCAUCAUUCCUCUGAUGAGUUUGAAGAUCCCAGUUCCGAAGUCUUCUGGCGACUCUCUGACACCAAAGGAUCCAGUUUCUGCCUCCAGUACCGUUAGUCCCGACACUUCCACUUCUGCAGCUUUAUCUGUGAAGCCAGCUUCUUCAAAAGCCUUGGAGAUCCCCCUGCCUGACCUUAAUAAAGACUUGGCUUUAUCAGAAUCGGACAAGAAUUCCAUUUAUUCCAAGACAACUCUUGUCUCCAAACGCUCCAAUCCUGAUCAGUUGUCCAUUCAUACAGACGGUGUUAUUGAUCCAGAACCCGAACAGGAGUAUGCUGUUCCGGACCUACCUUCUUCCACUCCGUACAUACCUACCAAUAAGCUGUCCCUAAAGGUCAAAGAUAUCAUUGCAAAGCAGGACGAGGUGGUAAAUCUGAACAUUGGAGGGACCAUGUUCACCACCACCAGAUCCACACUGCGGGAGGAUCCUUCCUCGUUGCUCGCAACUUUGUCCUCUAAACUGCCAUCAACACCUUUCUUCAUCGACCGGAAUCCAAAACAUUUCCCUUUCAUAUUAGACUUCCUGAGGAACAGCUGCUGUGUAUCAUCCAUCUCUAUUCCAACUUCUGUUACUGCUCUGAAGGAACUUUCUCAAGAAUGUGCGUUUUACGAGAUUGACGUUCUCUGUAGAUUAAUUGAGUCCAUGCUCAAGUUGUUUUCACAUCAGUGAUGUUGUGCUGGAUUUGUGAUGCAUCUGAUGUG
Messenger RNA from Magallana angulata, 1240 nucleotides. RefSeq lists its product as uncharacterized. Gene Ontology annotation, biological process: protein homooligomerization. The record is from RefSeq and is a predicted model, not a curated record. Bases 18 to 1208 code for a protein of 396 amino acids. NCBI's taxonomy places the organism in Eukaryota, Metazoa, Mollusca, Bivalvia, Ostreida, Ostreidae. Gene Ontology annotation, molecular function: protein binding. The transcript has a single exon.